This is a messenger RNA of Acytostelium subglobosum LB1, 501 nucleotides long. RefSeq lists its product as hypothetical. The coding region runs from base 1 to 501 and encodes 166 amino acids. Lineage: Eukaryota; Evosea; Eumycetozoa; Acytosteliales; Acytosteliaceae. Gene Ontology annotation, molecular function: sequence-specific DNA binding; zinc ion binding. The transcript has a single exon. Gene Ontology annotation, biological process: regulation of DNA-templated transcription. The record is from RefSeq and is a predicted model, not a curated record.
AUGUCCCAGGUCGUGUCCAUUCCCAUUCCAGCGGCCGCCACAACACUCCACCUCCACCACCACUCCAUAAUAAAUGACAACACAAUCAUUGAGCUGUACCCAAUCAAGAAGGUGCCCAAGAACCCUAUCGGACGUCCAAAGUCCAAGCGUGUGGGAUACUGUUUCCUGUGCAAGACGACCAACACGCCAGAGUGGCGAAAGGGUGAGAACGGUCAAGACGUCUGCAAUGCUUGUGGACUUCGUCAGCGCAAGGAGAGAAGGAACCGUCUGAUGCCCCAUAACACUGUCGGCAACAUUAUCAACCCCAACCUCCCAACACUCAGCACCAACGUGGCUGGACAGCACAGCUCCAACACUCAUACCAUUCCAAUCCAAUUCCAAACUUUUACACUAUACUACGGAGACUCGCCCAAGCUUGCCUCCACUCCCUACUCCAAUCUCAACACAACAACAUACUUCCUUGACAAUGGACACACUUCCAAUCUCAACCCAAUCAUCUAA